ACUCACGAUCCAACAAAAGUGAUGGUCAAAAAUUUCUUAUAGUUAUUCCUAAAAAACUAUUUAUUAAAUUAUAUCGAUAGUUUCUAAUACAAUUUUAAAAAAUGGAGUGGACAGUCCCUGUUAAUGAGAUCCUGAGCGAUAAAAUUACAAAAUUAAAUUACACAUUGAUCCCGCCCGGAUUUCACGGAGAUGUACGAAAUGUGAGAUUGAUGCAAGACAGUUUAUCCAAAUUGAUCAACUACCUCGGUGAACAGUCUGCGUAUGCUCAAGGGCUACACAAAGUAAUCACAACAGCGGAUAAACUACGCAACUCACCGACACACAUCUUAUAUUUGCUGAAAGAUAACAGAGCCAAAGGGGGUAAAGGUGACGUCAUAGGUCUUCUAAAAGUUGGACAGAAGCAUUUAUUCCUUUUCGACGAACGCAACAAGGUCUGCGAGGCGGAACCUCUCUGCGUGCUCGAUUUCUACGUGGCACCAGAUCGUCAGAGGCACGGCUACGGAAAGCUGCUCUUCGAUUACAUGUUAAUAGAUUUGGAAACGUCCGCCGAAAAGCUCGCAAUAGACGGUCCCUCGUCAAAAAUGGAGCAAUUUUUACGCAAGAACUACGGUAUUGAAAAUUUAAUGCACCAAAAGAACAAUUUUGCGGUCUCCCCGCAAUUCUUUGCCACGAUGCAAGAAAUGAGCAGUAAGCCCGGGCACAUAACGCCGGUGGCCACGCCGGCCGUCGGUCGUUUCGCAGCUCACAAGCCCGUCUCCGCUAUCGGUACAGUAAUUCACGGCGGCGGUACUACUUAUCAAGACCCAAACAAUGGGACACCUGCAUCUGCGAGCCCUGAUGCUGAAAAAAAUGGCGCCUCCGUGCCUGAACUUGAACAGCUUGCAGCUGAAGUUAAUAUAAACGACGUUAAGAAUGAAAAUUACGAAGACAAUGAAACAUAUGAACAAAAAGCAGAAGACGCUAAACCUGGAAUUGAAGAACUAGCCGAUCUUCAAAAGAGUCCCGAGAGGCCAUCGUCCCUCAAAGUGGAGCCGGUGUCGGAGUCUCCCGUUCCGGUCGCCCUCUCUCCCGCCGGCUCCACUAUCUCGCGUCGCGACUCUCAACUCACCGACCGCGGCUACUUCGACGUUAAGUUUUACCACAACAAGCUCUGGUAAAACAACCAGCUAACCACAACUGUGGCUCGCUCGCCACGAUGUUAUAUUUACUAUUAAAUGUUUUCUUAUAUAUUGUAAUCGUAAUGCUCAACGUCAUAUAAUGCGCUUUAUAUUUAACCUUGUUUUGUUUCCAAUGCGGGCCUAUAUUGAACUCGAUUGAUGUUAUUGUUUUUAAUAUAAUGUUAACGGAUAUCUCUUCCAUUGUGUCUGUUUAUUAUUUUAUUAGAAAGUCGUUAAUGUAAGGUUUAAGUUAUAAGUGGUCAUCGAAGCUUAAAUAAAUGUAAUUAAGGAGUUUAAAGAUAAAUUGGCUUUUGAAAUUAAGCUCUUUGUAGCGUUUGUGCACUUAGACGUAGCUUUGGAAAAGUAUCUUAGAUGUGUCUGCACGGAAUUAAUUUCCAGUAUGGUAAAUAUUAAGAGAAAUGGUUUUUUUUUUUCGCAAAAUCGCGGUUAUUUGUGAAUAAAUUAUAAUCUUAAAAAUGUACAACAUGAAUGCAGUUUUACUUAUCACUGGUUUUCAAGUAUAAUGUCCAGAAUUUGGUCCUUACUCAUUUGAUAGUUUGCGUAUAAACUAUAAAAACUUUUGCAGUAAAUGAAUUGAAGGUAAUUACAAUUAUAUGGCUAACGAAAUUUAAAUAAUUUUAAUGAUUAUCGUUUGACCAAAACAACAGAUUUUGGGAAUUCUAUAGCCCAUAAAUUUCUUUUUCAUUAUUUUGAUGUAAUUCUGCAUGUCUGGGUUCCAUGACGUAAUGUUAUUUUGUAUUCUUUCAUCCUAAUAUGUAUAUUCUUCGACUUUAAUCGUCAAUGUCAUCCUUUGUUUUAACUGAAUUAGGUGUAAUAUGAAUUUCGGCCAAAGUGUGCAACUUUAUUACAAAAUAAGUAUUUCAAAGUAUAUUAAACAGCUUAGAUGUGUUAUUCACUUUCUAUAAAAUAGUUCCAUC
Molecule: messenger RNA, 2095 nt
Organism: Nymphalis io (European peacock)
Lineage: Eukaryota; Metazoa; Arthropoda; Insecta; Lepidoptera; Nymphalidae
Product: alpha-tubulin N-acetyltransferase 1-like
Exons: 7
Coding region: 102-1157 (351 amino acids)
Biological process (GO): alpha-tubulin acetylation
Cellular component (GO): microtubule
Molecular function (GO): tubulin N-acetyltransferase activity
Source: RefSeq, a predicted model, not a curated record